This is a messenger RNA of Paramuricea clavata, 13407 nucleotides long. NCBI's taxonomy places the organism in Eukaryota, Metazoa, Cnidaria, Anthozoa, Malacalcyonacea, Plexauridae. The record is from the annotation of a GenBank genome assembly.
UUUGAUUGGAAGCAAAACGUAUUCAUUAUUAAAGGAUUUACUUUUGCCAGAAAAGCCUGCAGACAAGAACUUUGAUGAAAUAGUAAGUACAUUACAGAAGCAUUUAAAUCCUAAACCACUAGAAAUAGCCGAACGGUUUCGUUUUUAUAAGAGAAAUCAGCAAGAAGGGGAGAGCAUUUUAAGUUAUAUAGCUGAGUUAAAGAAAUUAACCACACAUUGCAAUUUUGGAAAUAACUUGGAAGAAACCUUGCGCGACAGAUUGGUGUGUGGAUUAAGUAAUCAGCAAAUUCAGAAACGUCUCCUUGCAGAGUCAAAAUUAAAAUUCUCCAAAGCUGUUGACAUAGCAGUUGCUAUGGAAACAGCCACUCGAGAUGCUACAGAGAUCCACAGCAAGGGUAGAGAAGAAAAACCUCUUGGUCUUGACAAACUGACACUGAACAGACCCUCGAAUAGAUCAGAUAGGGGCCCACCUUCCCCUGUAGUGUGUUAUCGAUGUGGAGCUAAUACCCAUGUUGCAACUGAGUGUAGAUUUAAGAAAGAAGUCUGUCACAAGUGUGGAAAGAGAGGUCAUAUUCAAAGAGCUUGCCGGGCACAACAAAGCCAGGGGCCCGGUAGACCCUCGCCCAGAUCAAGAUACCAAAAAUCGACCAAUGCCAUAGAGACCGAACCAGAUGAGUAUGAACACUUGUUGAAUAACCUAGAAGUUCAUAAUGUAAACAAAUCAAACAGUGAUGUCAUAUGGGUUGACGUGAAAGUUGAAAAUCAACCACUAUCCAUGGAACUAGACACAGGAUCGGCCGUGUCCAUUUUGCCAUAUGACAUGUUCUUGGAAAGAUUUCGCGACAAGAAGUUAGAGAAAACAACCACCGUACUAAAGACCUAUACUGGUGAACUGAUCGUUCCAGUUGGUUGCCUUACCAUGCAAGUUGAAUACUUAGAUCAAUCAUGUCAAUUGCCAUUCCAUGUAGUCCAGACUAAGGGUCCAGUGUUAAUGGGUCGAGAUUGGCUUCACAAGCUUCGCCUCGACUGGAAAACCAUUAAGUUGUUGAAAUCCUCAGAUUCCAGCCAUAGAAACCCUGGCACGACUACACAAGAGAAGCUGAAAAACCUAUUGGAUACGUAUGCAGAGGUUUUUGAAGACAAGCUGGGAACUUUCAAAUCUGCCAAAGCAAGGAUAACCCUCAAAGAAGGUAGUCAACCACAGUUUCGCAAAGCUCGUCAGGUCCCAUAUUCCUUACGACCGAAAGUGGAGGAAGAACUGAAGAGACUUCAGAGCGAAGGUAUUUUGUCGAAAGUAGAGUGGAGUGAUUGGGCGACACCGAUUGUACCAGUGCCGAAACAAGAUGGUUCAGUCCGUAUUUGUGGUGACUUCAAAGGUACUAUUAACCCAACACUACAAGCAGAACAGUAUCCUCUGCCUCGAAUCGAAGAUAUCUUUGCCCAUUUAGCUGGUGGGAAAAAGUUUUCCAAGAUCGACCUCCGCCAAGCUUACCAUCAGAUUGAGCUGGAGGAAGAAUCCAAGAAGUACCUUACAAUUAAUACGUCCAUGGGCUUGUUUCAAUACAAUCGAUUGGUGUUUGGUAUUACCUCAGCUCCCGCCAUUUGGCAGCGUACCAUGGAUCAGAUUCUGGAAGGAACUUCUGGUAUUAGUUGUAUCCUAGAUGAUAUGAUUGUGACGGGUAAAAGCGACGCAGAGCAUAUGGCUAACCUGGAGGAGGUCCUUCGACGGCUGCACCACCAUGGGUUAAGAGCCAAUAAAUCGAAGUGUGAGUUCUUCAAAGAAAAGAUCACGUUCUGUGGCCACGACAUUAAUAGUGAAGGCCUGCACAAGACCACCGACAAGACAGCUGCAAUGGUGAAUGCCCCUCGCCCCCAGAGUGUUGCAGAGGUACGCUCCUUCCUGGGAUUGGUGAACUAUUACCACAAAUUCCUGCCAAACCUUGCUACAAUCUUGCAUCCAUUGAACCAAAUGCUGGAAAGUAACUACCAAUGGAACUGGACAGAUCAAUGCGAAGAAGCCUUUUGCAAAGUUAAAGCAAUGAUUGUUUCAGAUCUGGUGCUUACACAUUAUGAUCCUAACCUUCCCUUACAACUGGCUUGUGAUGCUUCACCUGUAGGAAUUGGAGCGGUACUGUCCCAUGUCAUGACAGACGGCACAGAGCGCCCGAUAGCGUUUGCAUCGAGAUCCCUGUCGAAGGCGGAGCGCAACUACGCACAGAUAGAUAAAGAAGCACUGCUACAGUGUGGGGAGUCAAGAAAUUCCACAAUUACCUUUUCGGUAGGAACUUUACCUUACUGACUGAUCAUGAGCCUCUCACUUCAAUCUUUCAUCCCAGCAAAAGCCUUCCUGUUGUCACUGCUGCUAGAUUACAACGCUACGCUUUGUUCUUGGCGGGUUUUGACUAUACAAUUAGAUACAAGAACACUAAGUUACACGGGAAUGCGGAUGGUUUGUCUCGAUUACCCUUGCAUAGUGAGACAACAGAAGAAGAGCCAGAUCCAGUGGGCCUCUUCUAUGCCACGCAGUUUGAGCCUUUGCCAGUCACAGCAGAACAGGUCAAACGAGAAACACAGAGAGAUCCUCUAUUGGCGAAGGUCCAUGAGUUGGUUAUGAAAGGAUGGUCCACUCCACAAGAUGAAGCGAUUAAACCGUUUUACCAGCGGAAAGACGAACUGACAGUUCACUGUGGUGUCCUAAUGCUUGGACACAGAGCAGUCAUUCCUGCAAAGUUGCGUAAUCAAGUGUUAACCGAGCUUCACGAAGGUCACCUCGGUAUUGUUAAAAUGAAGUCUCUGGCGCGAAGUUACAUCUGGUGGCCCAAAAUUGAUAAGGACAUUGAGCACCUAGCCAAGAGCUGCCCUGGUUGUCAACUUCAACAGAAUGAAGCCGGCAAAGUACCACUACACCCUUGGGAAUGGCCAACCACACCUUGGCAGAGAAUCCAUUUAGAUUUUGCUGGGCCGUUCCUAGGACGAAUGUUCCUUAUCAUUGUAGAUGCACACUCGAAGUGGCCUGAAGUGGAAAUAAUGCCAUCCACCACAUCGACGCAGACCAUUGACCGACUCCGAACUAUUUUUGCCCGAUAUGGAGUGCCAGCACAGGUGGUGACCGACAAUGGGCCACAAUUUACAUCCGCAGAGUUCCAACUAUUUUUGAAGACUAAUGGUAUCAAGCAUAUUACCACGGCCCCAUUCCACCCUGCAACCAACGGUCAAGCGGAACGUUUUGUUCAGAGUUUCAAACAUGCUAUGAAAUGCGAGAAACAAAGUGCAUCCCAGCUGAAAACCAAUAUGGCAAAGUUCCUUUUGGCUUACCGGAAUACCCCGCAUUCGACGACUGGAGAAUCACCGUCCGUGUUGUUUUUGGGCAGACCGCUACGGACUCGCCUCGAUUUGGUGAAACCUGAUUUACAAAGGAAAGUGAUGAACAGGCAAAUCGAUCAAGCGGGGAGGAAAGGACAUUCCCCCACACGUCAGUUAUCCAUUGGUCAGACUGUCAUGGCACGUAACUACAGUGGGAAAGACAAGUGGCUACCAGGCAUAGUUCGAGCUCAAACGGGACCCCUUUCGUACGAGAUAAAAGUUGGUCCAAAUCGAAUUUGGCGACGUCACAUCGACCAGCUUCGAGCCUCGAGUGUGAAAGUAAAUGACCAGAGUGAUGAUACGGCUGAUCCUCAUCCAGAGCUCGGAGAGACUGGCCAGAAUAUUGCACCAGCAGAAGAAAUUGUCGCAGAGCCGGAUAUCGAACUAGCCACGAAUCCACCAGUAGUGCAACAACAAGAAGCCGGUAGGGCUACAACAGGAUCUGAACAACGCUACCCAACUAGAUCACACCAACCACCCGAGAGGUGGGGUCUUAACUGUUUGAUCCGAAAACUGUUUAAGAAAACUACAUAGAGAACUGCUUUAUUACUUACUGUUAUGGUUAGCAUAAUUGUUCGAACACGAUAGUGAACUCAUGAACUAUAUUUUAUGAUACAUUCCUUAAGAGGAGAGAUGGUGUUAGAUAUAUAGAUAUAGACGGACAGCGGUCAUACGCACGGACAUGCGCAUUAGAUAUGUAGAUCGGCCAUGCUUAUGUAUUAUUCAUAUUUUGUUAAAAGUAUAAUCUAAAUACACGACAUAUAUGAUUUAACGAUUGCUUAAAUUUGGUAUGUGGUUGACAAAUGCUUUUUGCCUAUGGUCUGCAUGGACAAUGACAUGCUUUUCUGUGUAUAUAAAUGAAUAUAGCGCAGCGAAUGCGCCAAACAGUAUAAACGCGGCUGAAAUACGAUAUUAAAAUCUUAAAUGUGCCGUAUGAUUUAAUUAUGUUUUAGGAUUUACAAAUGCUUUGUCAUUUGUAUUUAUACUUGUACUGCAUCACAAGACAGUACGUAAGUGAAAAAAUUCGACAUGUGAGAUUGUCUUGUAUACAUUUUUGCUUUCUUUGAUAAACAUUAUUAAACACGCAAAUUUUAAUUAGUGAGACGCAAUGUUAAAUGUCACCUGCAUGUCAUUGUCAUUGCCCUUUAACCCCUGGUCUAAUUGGCCGCUUUUGAAAAUGUUGAUCAUGACGAACCGCACUGCCUUAAUUAUGCAAACUUUGUGUUUUAAAAACGGGUUAGGAUAAAACGCGGAUACGGACGGACGGAUGAAUGACGGACGGACGGAUGGCGACGGACGGACCGGACGGAUGACAUAUAUAUGUCAUUAUAUAGUUUGCGCGCAGCCGCGCAGGGUAGUUAGUGGCUUACGUCUUCGCUGGUUGUUAUACUUUAAAAUAAUUUUGUAUAUACCAAGAAAUCAAUAUUCCGAGUAUAUAAAUAUAUAAACUGGGAUGUCACACUGAUAGCUUGUUUACAUUUCCUGGAGCAUCAAAUCUUAUGUUUAUAAACCACAGCGGUUUAACCCAUUAGCUGGCAAUGCGCCCUUCCCUUGUCCAACGCCAGAAGAUUUUACUCGUCAGUGGUAUAGGGUACUGCCAGUAAAUGGGUUAACAAACCUAUCUGCCAAUGGCUCUUGUUAAUUCAUCAACACAGUAAUGACCCCUACUUUAGUAGUUACCCUGUCCAACGCCAGACGAUUUUUAAUACUCAGUCAGUGGUAGGAUGUUUCUGAAGAACUCGUUCAACACCCUGUAGUUUGUCUUUUGCUGUCAAAGGCAGCAUUACUGCCCUGUGGGUAACCUAGUUCAAUUUAUAGGCGUGCGGGUCGUCAUGAAAUACCUUCCUGGAUAACAACAACAUAAUUGUAAAAAAUCAAUCAGGUUUCCGUCGCAAUCACUCAACCGAAAACUCGUUACUACAAUCUACUGAAAUGUGGUUGAAAUCAAUGGGCCAGGGUAAAAUAAAUGGGGUUAUUUUCUUAGACCUGAAAAAAGCAUUUGAUACGAUUGAUCACCAAUUUUCUAUUGUCAAAACUACAAGCUUAUGGGAUACGCGACCACACGCUCAAAUGGUUCCAAUCCAGCCUAGUCCCAGUCGUUCUGAAGCAAGCGCGAGAAAAACGUGGAUGUAGUACGAGAUUGGGACCUAGGUGUGACGUCACCGCUAAAGGUGCUUCAGAACGCCUAGCAGAUUUCAGUAUUUUUAAUAUGGCGGAAAAUUUAUAUAUACAAAUAACCUUGUAUAAAUACGACAAUGUUCGUUGAUCAUGUUCGAUGUCUCCAUAACCAAAUUCAAACUGUAUUAAUUUAAAAAUGUGCUCAAUUAAAAAAUAUAUACAAAUUUACGAUACCGAGUCUGAGCAAUGAUCGUAUAAUCAUUGAUGAUAUUUAUACUCGCAAGUUGUGAUCAACACUAGACCAUGAUACUGGUAUACACAACUACGCUUCUAGUUGACAGUUUUAAGUAGCUGAGGAGAUUGGAAAUAUUUGCCUGACAUGACUGUGUUGUCAAAACAUUUUUAGUCGGAGACUCAGCAUAAUUUUCAAGCUUCUAGAUAUCAUUUAAUAUGGCUUUAUAUUUUAGUAAACACGAGUCAUAUUUAGCCCGUUAUUCCAUUCUGACCGUAUGGUAGCGAAACGUAGCCUAUUUCAUUGUUCCGACAGCAUUAGAGCAGAACUAAUGACUUAAUUAUAAACGCAAAGGAAAUUUCCAUAACAUUUUCUAUUUACAAAUGCGGUAUGCUUGGUAACCAGGCCAGGGACCACUUUUUUGAAAUCAGGGACCAUUUUACCGAAAUCUGCUAGGCUCUCUCGCUGAAGCGUUCCGCACAGCACACCCAGGCAUAAAACUUUUAAGACUUAUUUAAAUAUAUCAAAGCAGCGAAUAGAGAGAGAGCCUGGGACUAGGCUGGUUCCAAUCGUAUUUAGAUCAAAGAAAGCAAAUUUGCAUGCUAAAUAACUGUAAAUCUGAUAUUGAAACAAUUCGUUGUGGAGUACCUCAGGGUUCAAAUCUUGGACCUCUAUUAUUUCUCAUUUACAUAAACGACCUCCCAAACUGCGUAGAAACAACACAUUCUAAUUUAUUUGCUGAUGACACAAUUUUAUCAUGUCAAGGGCAUUUAUCCAUAGAUAUUGAAUACAAACUUAACAAAGACCUAGUAAAUGCUCAAAAAUGGUUAUCAGCGAAUAAACUAACAUUAAACAACGAAAAAAACAAAUAUAUGAUUAUUGGAUCUCGGCAACGAUUGAAAAACUUAGAUCACGUGCCAAAAAUCAGUAUAAACGGAUAUCAAAUUGAACGAGUUUAUAAAAAGGAAGCUUUGGGUAUAGUUAUAGACGAUAGACUUAGCUGGAAUAGGCAAAAUGAAGAACAAUGCAACAAGAUAUCAAAAAAUAUUAAUCUUUUAAGAAAAGCCAAAGAUUUUGUUGGCCUAGAUACGCUCAAAAUUAUGUAUAACGCAUUAGUCGCGCCUCAUUUUAAUUACUGUUCAACUGUUUGGCAAAAUAACAACCAAACACACUUAGACAAAUUAUAUAAGCUUCAGAAACGAGCAGCAAGAAUAAUAACAAAUUCGGACUAUACUAUAAGAUCUUCGGACAUUUUUCAAAAACUUAGCUGGAAACCUCUUGACUUAAUUUUGAAAAAGCGAGAUCUCCUUAUGACAUUUAAAGCGAUUAAUGGCAUGCUUCCAGAAUAUGUAACACAACUAUUUCACACUUGUGAAAACAAUGGUUACGUACUGCGCAGUAGUAAUUUAAAGCUGUCUCAACCUAAACCAAAAACGAAUUUCUUGAAAAAUAGCUUUUCGUACAGAGGAGCAGCGUAUUGGAACAACAUCCCAGUAAACUUGUUGAAAAGCCUAAGAGAAUCAACAAGUUUAAAAUCUGUCCAUCAUCUAUUAAAUAAUUACAUCUUGUAAAUAAGUAAAUAAGUAUAUUUUGUAAAUAAGUAUAAUUUAGUUUAUUAGUUCCUUCUUUUAUAAUGCAUUUAUUUUCCGCACGGCCCUUUGAAAAUCACCUAUGUGAAAGGUUACCGUGUUUAAAGAUCAAUAAUAAUGAUAAUAAUAAUAAUAUCCUUUUUUCUUAAAAUUUUAUUGAAGGGAAUAUUUUAAUUUGUGACGUUUUUGAAAUUUUCUAAGAAACGUAAUUCCAUAGAAUUUUUUAAAAUUGAAGAAAAAAAUCAUCAAGGGGAUUUUUAAAAUCAAGGGGAUUUUUAAAACAGCCGGAAAAAGACAAAUUUUGAGCUUAAUUAUCCUAAGCACGCUGUCAUUAUGGUAACGGACUUCAGCGCAAAAGUAGCAAAUUGCAAUGUUCAGGAGAGCAUUGUCAAUGUGUCCAAUAAAUUUCGUCUUCGUGUCAUAUAAAGUGAAGAAACAGGAGUUUUCUGGAUACAAAAGUGUAGUAUAAUGCAAAAACCCUAGGGAGCCACCUUAAAACAGUUUUUAUUAUUAUUUUAUGACUUUUAAACACAGAAUCACUGGUGGUCACUCGUGGUCAUUCGUGGUCACUCGUGGUCACUCGUGGUCAUUCAUGGUUACUCGUGGUCACUCGUGUGUACUUUUAGACAAGACCGCUUGCUCUUGCGGUUCUGACGCGCGCAUAUAUGGGCUUGUUAUGUCGCGCUUCUGUAAUUUAAUUGGCUAAUCAUGUUUUUUCGUUCAAGGGUGAUUUAUACUUAGGGGCCACAUCCAUAAUCAUGUUGCCACGCAUAACGUUGAAUGAACGUUAUUGUUUGUACCCACCCACCUCAGAUAACGCCGAGCGUGGCAUAGUCAUAUUCUGACUGUGAAAAAUGUCACAAAUAAUAUAUAAAUAAUCAAUCAAUUUAUCUUAAAGAUGUAUUAAAACCCUAAAGUCAAAAUAAAACAUGCACAAAUUUGCUGGCACCAAAACAAUGGCAUAUACAACCAUGUUAACUGAAUUUGGAUGUGGUCCCUUAUAGUAGACGCACUGUGACUGUAAUAACCAGGCUGAAACCAUUCUCUGAUUCUCGUACCCAGAGCCCUUCUUACGCGCGUUCGACCGAGCGCGACGAGGGGCUCUGGCCAAAUCCAUAACUGGAUACCAUAAAAACAUGGUAAGAAAACAAUAUCCGGUAUUAGAACUAUGGCCAUCAGAUGCCAGUUUGAUAUGGAUUUGGCCAGUGCCCCUCGUCGCGCUCGGUCGAACGCGAGUAAGAAGGGCUCUGGGUACGAGAAUGGGCUGAUACAAAACAAUAGUCAAUUGAAAACCUGAAAAGUCUGGGACUAGGCAGGGAUUUUAAUAUUUCACAAGUGUUAAAAUUCAGGUUAAUUAAAAAUGUUGUUCAAUUGUGAAAUUUAAAUUAAAUAUAUUAUCUAAACUGAGUUAAAUCCCAGUUAUUAUAAUACCCGGUAUAUGCCCUGGGAUGACGAAAUAAAACUAAAUGGGUUAAAUAAAACUCAAAAUAUAAAACUAAAUCCGCGGCUGUGUCGUUGAGUGAGCUUCGAGAAGGACAUCUAUCGUCUACUAACGUUGAAGAAUUUAAUUCCAACGUCCAGCCAGGCCUUGUUAACAACUUCGACCCUUAGAAUACCCGUUAUGACGUAUUUUAUGAAAAAUACAUCGUAAUAAAGACUUCAUUUCAUGAUAGUCCUUUACGUUGCUUUAUUCACACUUCUUGUAUUGUUUUGAACUCAUUUACUAACUCGAACACCACAUUUUCCUUCCCUAACCCCUCCCUCCACAAGUCCCAAUUGUUAUCUCCCAAAAUCUGGGCCGUGGACACGUGGCCAGCCUGGACCAGGAUCGUUCCUCCAGCGACGAGCGUAGUGGAAAGAGCCUGGGUACGAGGUUGAAGUGUGAUUUUUCAUUAAUACUUUGAGAACAAGUGUAAUAUCCUAUUAAUAUCAUUUUAUAUAGUCCAUUUUACACGAGUAGUCAAUCAUAAGAAACAUUUAUAGUCAAGGGAGCACGGCCAUACGCGCCUAUGUCCGAUUCCAGUAACAUCAGGAGUGCCACAGUGGUCCAUCCUCGGUCCAUUAUUGUUCCUUCUAUAAGAGAAUUAACUCUCCAACUCCGUGACCAAUUCAAGGAUUGCUAUAUUCGCGGACGAUUCCAUGCCAAGAUCUUCAAGACCAUCAAUUCGAUCUCUGAUGCAUCUGCUCUACAGAAUGAUCUGUCAAACUUCCAAGAAAGCUCAAGCAGUGUCAAUCUCGAAUUGAAUCAGUAACACCAAAUGCAAGGUCUUAAGAGUCACCCGAAAGCACAAUAAAAUUACUUAUCCAUACAAGCUCAACGAUACCAUCUUAGAAUGCACGGAUUGUGAACGAGAUCUUGGAGUUCUAACAUCUACCCUGACUAAUUGGUCUAAAUAAGUUAACCACCUGUGCAACAAAGCUUAAACAUCAAAGAUAUCAUGGUUCGUCGCAGACUAUAUUUAUGGGGGGCCCUUUAUGUGUUGUUCAUUCCCAGCUCUGCUAUGGAUCUCAAAUUUGGGCACCACAAUCAGUGACCUUAAUCAAACACGCGGAAAGACUUCAAAGAAGCGCAACAAAGUACAUCCAUUAAUGUUUAAUCGGCAUGGAUUUUAACCAAUCAGAAUCGAGUAAAUUGACUAAAAUGAUAUUAAGCAGGUAAAUAGCUUACGUUCUAUCCACCCAAUUAUUUUGAAAUUUGAAAAAGUGGAAAUUUUACAAAUAUCACGCGUACAUGAUCUAUACAAAUAAGGGAAUGCUAUUGGAUAAGGUUUUGUGUGACGUAAUUCCAUGCGUCUGUCCUCUAAUAGUAUUAAUAGAUCAUGGCUCUCGACCAAUGAAAACGCUUGAAUUCUUAACGUUAUUAUAUAAAUCAAUGUCGCUGACUAAAUGACUAAAGGUUUGUUGAAAUGUACUGCAAACAAAUUUAUUUUAAAAGCCUUGUUUGCACACUGACCUCAUUUAGUUAAGCCAGAUUGACAGUACAUAUAGGGGAGCAUGCAGCGAUGGGACGUCCUCGCAGUUUUCUGCUGAGACAAAUCCGAAAAUCAACAUAACAGUGUUGCAAUCCACAGAAAUAAAAUACACACAGAACUUCCCGCCAGCUAGAAUCUAAUUGGGCAGCAGAAUAUAUAAAAACACUCAGUCUUGCUCACAAUUUUCAUUUCACCUCUGAACAUGCACUGCUGGAAGAACGGUUAUACAAAUUUCUUUAAAAAGCCAGGCUCCGAAGAAUCAACAUAUUGAACCAUGAAAUCUGUUGUGUUCUUAUCGCUCAUGAUUUUCUUCAGUGCUCUACCCACGUACAGUCAACAAACAUUUCGCAGGAGAGGACCAACAUUGCUAUCAGAUCGAAAUGCCAAAGUUUACAAAAGUAAGUUAUUGAGUACUUGGUGGAAAUUUUUACUUUUACAAUUGUUGCAAGACUGAGAGGCUCUGGUCCAGUGCCCUUCUCCAGUCUAAAUUUGACAUCCCAAGUUUGUUUGGGUUUUACAGUGAUUUUAUGCCGCCGUAAUUAUAGUGUAUACUUUGUUCUUCCGACCAACGAAACCAGAUACAUACAGUAGAAGAUUGCAUAUAUGUAAUUAUAUGCUGAAUUGCAUUUUCUAGAACUGCAAAACAUCCCUUCUCCACAACAUACCGCACAGAAGAUCUUGAGCAAUUCCAUAGGCUUUCAUCCAGGAAGAGUAGGGAAAAGAGGGAUUGCUGUAGAAGAUAUUGUCAUUGUUAUGGAUGGAUCAAGGUCAGUCGGUCAAUGCGGAUUUAAUGAAGGACUAAAGGCGUUGACCCAAGUGAUAGGAAUGUGGGAGGCAAACGGAAAGAGGAGGUACUAUACUAGCUGCCGAUAUGCUGCAGUCACCUUUUCGUCCGAAGCAAGAGUCAAUUUCAAAUUUCUACCUUCCGCACAAGCAAGUCAAAAAAUGAGCGCAAUCACCUAUCCUUCGAAUUCUGGCGGUAGAAAUACACAAGCAGGAUUGGCAGAAGCAGAGAAACUAUUCCUAUCAGGUUGGUGGUCAUUACACAAAAGUUCAGUGUAGUUCCAGGUUUUUCCCAAUGAAUGGUUCAAUAUAGGUAUUUUUAGUACAGUUUUGCACUCAGUCUGCUUCUGCAGUGCUAGUGUAUCCUUUUGUGGAAGGGAAUCAGGGGCCGCGGAACCGGGGAGCAUUGGGGGCAUGUGCCCCCCACUUUUUUUUGAAGUAAAAGAAGUGCCCUUUUUUCUUGGGCUAAAGUGCCCCUGAUUUAAAGAAGAAAAAAGUAUCUCUUGCAUGAACGUCCUCUUUUUCUGGAAAGAAAGUGCCCUUUUUGCUGUUAUAGAAACUCCAUAUUUUCAAAAAUUUUCGUUCGGCUCGUGAACGACAAAAUCGUUUGAUUUUGGUCAUAUACAAAAUGCCCUUUUUUCGAAAUGCUUCCGCGUGUGCAUCAUUUUGUCGAAGGGGAUAUAUUGUUGGGAUGGCCUAAAUAGUCUUACUGAUACAGGCCCUUGAUCUUAUUAUAUUGGUUACGUUGUUUGAGUACUAUUUUUUGGUAAACUUCCUGUGCAGUUUUACUAGGAAUAUUUAAUCGAAACAUGCAUGCAUUUAUGCUACGCAUAAAUUGCAAUGCACUCUAGUCCAGGCGAAUGACUAUGACUGUUCGUCUGUUCCAUACCGCAGAUAAUUUUUCGUUUUUCCAUAUUUCCAGUAGAAAUGUAGAAUUCGAUAUCAAGUCACUUUUGCCUAAAAUAUCGUUCGAAUUUUGUUUGUAUAGGUAAUCACACGGGAAUGAGUGCAAUUAAUGAUUAACACUACGAGUAAUAUUUGAAAAAUAUGCCAAAAUUGCACGAGCCGCCGAUUAUUUAUUUAUCAUAUGCAUGACAAAAUCGUUUCGGUUUCGCUGCAUCGCGCCGAGAUUAUUUCUUAAAACUGUUUCCAGGUAUUUUCCACAGGCUCUCUUUGCCAUAUCAUGUUUUUUAAACUCAUUCUUGUACCAAAAUUUAGUUAAAUUCGUUCACGUUUGUUAUUGAUACAAGAUAAAUUUCGCCGCCAUAUUGGACUUUUCCGUUCGCAGGUUUAAUAAGUUGGAUUUCCAACGUGAGUUCUACGCAUGCUCGGCAAUUGUUGCAAAAUAUAAACAAAGUAUUUAGAAUUUCUUGUCGAAAUUUUGAUACUUUUUACAACUGAUAUUGAAUUGAAAACAACUAGAAAUUCUGGGGGAAAGCUUCGGAUUGAUAGGGGUACAACUACCUGAAAAAUACAAGGAGAACUUCGACGUUUCGAGCGAAGGCGCUUCGACAUGUACUGUUAGUGUUUGUAUACAUCGUACUUUACCUUUACUGAUAAAUAUAAUCACCUCAAAUCCUCAAUAAUGAGUAUAAUAUAUAUGUGCUUUAAAAUUUACAUUUAACUCUCCUGUCAGAAUUUAUGGUAUACGUAGUGUUAGGUACGGCAGUAUAAAAGGUCAAGUACGAUGUAUACAAACACUAACACCACAAGUCAUCGCUCGAAACGUCGAUGUUCUCCUUGUAUUUUUCAUGUAGUUGUAUCCCUGUCAAUCCGAAGCUUUCGUACAUAUUUUCUCCAGAAUUUCUAGUUGUUUUCAAUCGAUUUCAGCGUAAAAAGUAUCAAAUUUUCGACGAGAAAUUCCAAAUACUUUGUUAAUUUGUUUAUAUUUUGCAACUUGUCAAGAAUGCGUAGAACUCACGUUGGAAAUCCAACGUAUUAUCUGCCGUUAUGGCAUCACAGGCCUGAAUUUAUUAAUUAAACUUCAGUUGAAACUGACUGUAAUUAAGUAAUGGUCGUCAAUUAUGUUAUAUGUUUCUUUUAUUAAGGAGGCCGACGCUUUUCAAAAUUAAAGGUUCUUCUCAUGACUGAUGGACAGUCGAAUAUAGAUAAAUCUCUAACAAUACCCAAUGCUAAGAAGCUCAAGGAUAUGGGUGCGGAAAUUUUUGUUGUUGCAGUCGGUGACCAUAUGUAUGGAAUAGAUGAAAUGGCUAAAGUGGCUUCAUAUCCACCAGAGAAAUACAUUUACCGAGUUAAGACAAACAGCGGCCUUCUAUACGUUUUCGAAUUGGCUCUUGAGAAAGUGAGAAGUGGUUACAAGGCAAAACCGUACGCAUCUCCAUGUCGUUGA